Molecule: messenger RNA, 1816 nt
Organism: Alosa alosa (allis shad)
Lineage: Eukaryota; Metazoa; Chordata; Actinopteri; Clupeiformes; Clupeidae
Gene: olig2
Product: oligodendrocyte lineage transcription factor 2
Exons: 2
Coding region: 155-970 (271 amino acids)
Biological process (GO): oligodendrocyte differentiation; oligodendrocyte cell fate specification; neuron differentiation
Molecular function (GO): protein dimerization activity; DNA-binding transcription factor activity
Source: RefSeq, a predicted model, not a curated record
GUCCGCUAUAAAACACCAGCGUCACCCCGGGCGUGCCAGACUUGCUGUCAUUACUGAUCUGGAAUAACAAGUCGACAGUGACACUUAUCCUCAUCCACACCGGCUCCAUUUGAUCUUGACUUAACUCAAGAAAGAAACUUCAGUGCAAAUAACUAUGGACUCCGAUGCGAGCCGAGUAUCCAGCCGGCCAUCCUCCCCUGAGGCGGACGAUAUUUUCCUCUCCAUGAAGAAGUCGGUCGGCUUUUCUGGCGCUGUGUCAUCCACACAGAGCGACUCUCCACCCGACCACAUCGGGGACCUACGGGGGAUAUCUAGCGCGGAGGAAGAGGCGAUGUCCCUGAAGAUGUACAAGAAAGAUCGCAAACUGCUCACCGAGAACGAGCUGCAGACCAUGCGCUUGAAGAUUAACAGCCGCGAGAGAAAACGCAUGCACGACCUCAACAUAGCCAUGGACGGGUUGCGCGAGGUGAUGCCCUACGCUCACGGGCCCUCCGUGCGCAAGCUCUCCAAGAUCGCCACACUUUUGCUUGCGCGAAACUACAUUCUCAUGCUGAGCAACUCACUGGAAGAGAUGAAGAGGCUCGUGAGUGAGAUAUAUGGCGGAGGCUCCGCCGGCGGACACCACGCGGGGUUCCACCCUUCUGCGUGUGGGGGCUUGACGCACUCUGCAGGCCCGUUACCGACUCACCCGGCGGUCUCCCACGCCUCUCACCCGGUUCAUCACCCUCUUCUCCCGCCUGCAGUGUCUACGGCUUCCCUCUCAGCGCCAGUUAUCUCAGCAGUGGCCUCAGUUAGAUCCCACCAUGGACUUCUGAAGGCGCCAUCAGCCGCAGGCCCUCUCGGUUCCGUGACCAGCUUCCAGCACUGGGGCGCCGGGAUGCCCUGUCCGUGCAGUAUGUGUCAGGUGCCCCCUCCACACGUGUCUAUGACCACUUCGAGUAUGGCACGGCUCACAUCCGACUCCAAAUAACUUUUUAUGUCCUCAGCGGCCAAGAGGAAUGGACAGAAAUUAAAACAAUCUGUUGCUCUGAUCCCGGCCAGUGGCGAAGGAUCAGUAAUCCAUUCUCAUGUUUCUGUGACUGAACUGUAUAUGGACCGAUAUUUACAAUGAAACAAUAUUUACAAUGAAACUUGGAUAAACGCCUCUAACAUAGAAUUUUCUAACCUUUCUUCAAAAUAGUUCCAUUAUAAUUAUUGUGAUACUUUCAUAUGCUGUCUUUGAAAUAGCAGAAAUAUAAUUCCCAAAGAGGUGGAAUGAGAUCCCAUGACUAACCGAGUGGAAAACGGUAUUGUGUAGCAUUAGUCAGUUAUAUUUAUAAGUCGAUUACUGGUGUUAGAUCUAUUCGAAUGCUGCCACGUUUCAUGCCGGCAUUUGGGGAAAUCAUCUGAUGCUCGGUCGUAAAUAGGUCUCAUCAUAAACAUGAAUGGACAUUACAUUAUACCUGUAAAUAUGUAGAUUCAGAAUUGUGUUUAUAGAACGAGAGAUUUUAUAUUAGACUCCUUGGCUAAAUAGUAGGGUCAACAUCGUGUAGAACAGCACGGGCUCUAUGUUUCCUAAGUCAUAUUCUCUCUGGUUUCUUUCCUCGUUUCCUCUUUAAGGAUUCUUCUUCCUUACAUCUUUAAGAAAGAACUCUCUCUCUCUCUCUCUCUCAUUUGAUUUGCAUACUGUCACUGCCCGACGAAAAGAAUGAUCACCUCUUUAUUUUUUAUAUAAAAGUGCGAAAUGAUAUUUAUUUACAUAUUUUCGACUGAACAGAAAAUGAAUGCACGGCGAAUUGUGUUGAUUUGAAAUGUGAAAUAAAAGUUUUACUGGAAA